UAUAAAGUUCAGGAGGAAUACAUCUGAUCAAGUUAUUAGGAGGAAGCAUCAUGUUCAAGAAGUUCUCCGUGGAGUGGUUGUCCCAGAGCUUCCAUGCACAAGAUCUGGAGCAGGAGAAAUGCGUCAAAUUAAUUGCAUGUGCUCCUGAUGCCUUCAGUGGUGCUCCUCAAGCAUCUUCAGAAACGCUUGGAGAAGGAGAAACCAAGGCCCCGUCUUCUCCUACAAACAGCUGUGGCUACACCUCGGCCUCUGAGAGCGAUGAGAGCGAGGGAGAAUCCGCGUCGCAGCGGCGCGUCAGAACCAAGUUCAGCUCGGACCAGAUCUCGCGUCUGGAGAAGACCUUCAGCAAACACAAGUACCUCGGCGCGAGUCAGAGACGCAGAACAGCGGAGAAGCUGCAGCUGUCGGAGACACAGGUACUUGAGGUGAACACACGAGGUGCUCAGACUCGCUGGCGCCUGGAUAUCACAAGUGCGCCGAACGUGUGA
This is a messenger RNA of Sinocyclocheilus rhinocerous, 488 nucleotides long. It is a transcript of the gene ventx, whose product is annotated as ventral expressed homeobox. The record is from RefSeq and is a predicted model, not a curated record. Lineage: Eukaryota; Metazoa; Chordata; Actinopteri; Cypriniformes; Cyprinidae. Bases 51 to 488 code for a protein of 145 amino acids. Gene Ontology annotation, molecular function: DNA binding. The transcript is spliced from 3 exons.